Messenger RNA from Tetrahymena thermophila SB210, 4281 nucleotides. RefSeq lists its product as hypothetical. NCBI's taxonomy places the organism in Eukaryota, Ciliophora, Oligohymenophorea, Hymenostomatida, Tetrahymenidae. The record is from RefSeq and is a predicted model, not a curated record. The transcript has 2 exons.
AAUAAACUGACUAGUUGGUAAGUAAAUAAAUAAAUAUGCAUAAACACUCGAUUUUACAUUUAUUUUGAUGCAAACAAGAAAAUAGAGAAACAAAUAUUAAAUAAACAAUCUUCAUACUAAACAAUACUAAUAAAUAUAGUAAUAAUUUGUCAAAUAAAAAGGAGCUAUUUAUUGCCCACUUCUAAUUUGACUUACUAAUCAAUACUCCUUACCCUUUUUCGUUAGAUGAACGCAGCAGGUGUGAGGGAGAAUAUGAAUCAGUUGGCUCCUUCAUAAAAAAAACUAAUUAGAAACGAAGAACCACCUCAAAGCGACUUAAAUUCUCUCUAGUAGUAGAUAAUGCCAUCUGCAAAAAGGUCUUUUUCAGCAGAAGGUACUGUGAAGAGAUGCUCUAAGCUUCGAACUACUGUGAGAAAUGAAUUUUUUAAUGGAGCUAAGAAUGCUAAUCCAGAAGAAGAUACUUCGUAAAAGAAGACUACUUUAGUCGUGUUAAAGAGGUAUAAUAGCGCUUUUCCCAAGGAUUUUUUUGGCAAUGUAAGGCAGGGAAAUGACCAAGUUUCAAAUAGGGUUCAUUAAAAUGAUUCCUCUGCUCCCAGCAAUUAGGGAAUUGUGCCAACUGGAUAUACUUAUUCUAUACGCUAAGAUUCAUAUUAAUUUUUACAAUAACAGUAACAAUAACUUGGCUUUUUAAAUGAUAACUAAAGCCAAUAAAAUAGCAAGUUAAGUCGCUAGCAGAUGCAGAAUCUUAAUUAAAGUCAAUAUCUUCAUUAAAAUAUGUACUCCCUAUAAUAAGGCGUCAAAUAAAUGAUGCCUGCACCAGUAUAAUUUUAACAGUAAAAUUUAUCUAGCAUGUAAAACUCCUUGUAAAUGAUAAACUAACCUUUUCCUUCUUCAUAAAUACUCUAAUAGUAGCAGUAAUACAAAUACAGGUGUUAGAGCGAAGCAGACUCGCCGAUUAAAAAAUCUGCUUACGACAUUUUAGAAAACAGCUCUAGAAUACCAUAAAUUACUUAAAGCGAAUAAAAAAUUUAAUAUAAUAACUAGAGUGGACCAUCUGCAACACAUCAAAUGUAUAUUUAAUAAAAAUAAUAACCUUAGUAGAUAUAAUAUCUCAAAAAUAAUCCUAUAAAUAGUUCUCAGCAUUAAAAUUACAAUCAAAGUUAUUUAAACUCAAAUAAUUAUCCAUCAUCUUCUUUAGUGAGUGGAGAGAAUUCACCCUUAAAAGAACAGAAAUUUAACAACCAAACUUCUUUUACUACAGCAUCGUCUUAAUGGAAACAUAUUUUUACAAACAAUCAGUAGACUUAAAAUUAAAUUCCUAAAAUUCAAUAAUUCCAAGCUGCUAAUUCUAUAAUUAAAAAUUAAUUUAAAGCUCGAUAAAAUAUUCCUCCCAAGCCCUAAUUCUAGCACUAGAAUUACGCAUAUUGUAAAACUGAAUAAAAUGAGGACUCAGUUUAAUCAAACUCAAACAGUAUAACUGAUAAUCCUCACAGCAUUAACUCAAAUAAUAUCGAUAUGUUUAGAAAUACCAUCAAUAACGAUACACCAAAGUUUACUUCUGACGACUCAACAACACUCUCAUCAUAAUAAAAUUAAACAAAUUCUUUUACAGCUGCAAUUAUCUAACAGUAAUUGAUGUAAAGAGUCUAAAAUAAUAACCCAAGCCAAAUCAUAAACAAAUCCUAAUUUUCUAAUAAUUAAACUCAGAAUGAAUAAUUAAACUUGAAAAUUGUUUAGUAAAACGCAAAUGCUCCUUCUUCAUAUCAUAUCCAAACAAAGCAAAAAAGAAAAAGCCAAGCAGCUAGAUCAUAAAGUGAAAUUAAGCUCUCGAACUCUAUUUAUUCUAAUCAAAAUUAAGAUUAAGCACUAAAUAACUUUGAUAAGAAAAAUCCAUUAUAUGAAGAAGGAUUGCAAAAAUCAGAGAAAGGAGAUGCUAAUUUAGAUCAAGUUGAAGAUAAAAAAAAUAACUUGAAUUAUGCUACAUUUUCUUCUUCCUCUCUUCUCAAAAUAAACUACUUACAAAACGAGAAAAAAAAAUAAAUAGAAUAAGAAAAAUAGUAAAUUUCUUCUCAUUAAUAACCUACUUCGAUUUUGCAACAGAAUUUGCAAAACAACAACAACAAUCUGCUUAAUUCUUUAUAAUUAUAACAAAAUGUUAAUUUAUAAUAAAAGUAGUAAACAAAUAUGCUAAACAGUUCUUCUGGCUCGGGUGAAGACAAGUUAAACUUCAAUUAGAGUCGCUAAUUCUUUGAUUUUUAAAUUUAAAUGCAAAAUGAAUCAUAAAAUGGACUAGUUUAAUCGAUAAAUGGUACUUAAAAUGAAAUUAAUAUUUUAGAUAACAAACAGCUUUUAAAUAAGGACUAUUCGUGCUUCUAAUUCAACUUACAGCCUAUCCCUGGUUUAUAAAAUCAAGCUCUCAUAGGAUAAAACAGCUACCAAAGCUACCAUUUAAAUAGCCGAAAUAUCAGUCCUGAAGAUGAUAGAAACGGAAAAGAAAAUUUAAUAAAUCAAAUAAAUAACAUUUUCUAAAAUAAAGCUAAUAAAGUAGACUUACAACAUUCUUAAAAAUCAAAUUACUUGAAUAUCCUUCAUUCUCAACAAAACGGCUUAACUUAAAAGAUAUCAAGCAACAGUAGUGAGAAUGUGAACGACUAAAACUAGAGCAGUUCUGAGAAUAAAAAGAGCAGUAGUAGUAUACAAAAACCAAGAAAAUAGAAUGAAGAAUUCAAAGAGCAGAAAUACACUAAUGAGUUUAUAGAUGAUCAUAUUCGAAACUCUGAAAAAUUAGUGAGCAGAGCCUCUCAAAUCGAAGAAGAGAGUCCUACAGAAAAAGCAUCAAAUUUAUCUAGAAAAAAUUCAAACUCAUAAUAGCCAAAACAAGCAAAAUCAACUUCUAUAAGUAGCUCAGCUAAAAAGAAGAGUAGAAUAAAAGUGAUUUAUCCUGCACAAAUGGAUCCAAAUUCUCUGAAUUAAUCAUCUAACUUAAGAACUUAAUCAGAAGCCAAUUUAUCAACAAGAUAGAAAAAAAAUUCAAUCAUCAAACCAUUUUAAUGCCAAAAUAACAAUGAUAAUAAAAUAGAUAACAACGCUAAUGAUAUUAGCGAGGAUAAUUUUUCUCCUGUCCAUUUCCAUAGGCUCAACACGGAAGCUGACAAGGAUUCUGAAAACAUUUAAAGUAAUUAUGAUUUUUCUAGAAAGGUUUUUUCAGUAAGCAGCUUUUAGCAGCUGGAUUCAAAUAAUCCAGACUCAGCACAGUAAAAGAAAAGAGUACGCAAACCAAAGAGCUACCAUUCACAAUAAGUUUUCAAUUUAAACUCCAGUGACACUAAAAAAAAGAUAGGGUUUUUCAACUAUAAUUAGGAAUAAACAACCUCUAAUAAUAUUACUUAAAUUAUAGAAAAUACUUAAAUUUCCAAUUAUCAAAACACAAAUGCGAAAGAGAAAUAGUAAUAAGAUCAGUCCCAAGUACAAAACACUUCAACUACAACUCUUCCAAAAAUCUACACACAUUAAAAUACUCUGUCUUAAAGCAAACAAAAUUUUUCUAAACAGAGAAUUAGAUUCAACUCUUAUCAGAAAUCCAAAACAGAGAUAUCCCCAAAAGAUGAGGAAAAUUAAAAUAAUUUAUCUUUGAGUAACUAAUUUUAGAAUCAAGUUCAAUAGAAAAAAAAUAAUCUUAGCCAAUAAUAGCAGUAGCCAUCUUCUUAGCUAAAUUAAAAGAAUAAUUAAACAAUGAAGUUGAGUGAUUUUGUUUCCCUAACAGAGAAGAAAUAAAGUGCAGGCUCCUCAGAUUAUGAAUAAAAAAAGACUAACCCAAAUGAAGGCAAUUAAAAGGAGUAACUUUAAGUUAAAGCAAACCCUUUUUUGCAGUCUAAUCUUAACCCUAAUUAAUUUGAAUUCAGUUUUAGGAAUAAUUAAUGUUAAAAAGAAUCAGAAAAAUAAAUAAGUUAAUAAAUCAACAAGCACAAAAUUCAAAGUGAUUCCCAGCAAAGCUCCAGAAAUUCUAUAGUCCAACCAAAUAACAAUAAUUCAAAUUAAGCAAAUAAUAAUCAUAAUAAUUAAAAUUAAAUAUAUGAGUAGAAAAGUUAAUAGCAUGCUGCUCAUAACCAACUUACUAACUAAUUAUAUAAUUUCAAAUUAAACAUCAACAACUAGCAGCCUUAUUAAAGUAAAGAUACAACUAGCAUAAAACUAUCAUCUUCACAGCUUAAACAACCAAACAAAUUCUUGUCUGAAAAAAAGUAACUUAUCUCACAAAAUCUCAAAACUGAUUACUCUUGA